Molecule: messenger RNA, 1362 nt
Organism: Penicillium malachiteum
Lineage: Eukaryota; Fungi; Ascomycota; Eurotiomycetes; Eurotiales; Aspergillaceae
Exons: 4
Coding region: 1-1362 (453 amino acids)
Biological process (GO): transmembrane transport
Cellular component (GO): fungal-type vacuole membrane
Molecular function (GO): transmembrane transporter activity
Source: RefSeq, a predicted model, not a curated record
AUGUCAACAAUCCCACAAAAUCUACCUAGUACAGCCAUUGAGCUCCCAACUCUAGACACUCACAACCAAGGUGAACGUCAACGCAAUGUCACCAACGCAGCAAACCAAAGCCAGGAAUCCGAUGAAGUUAUGCAGCAAUCCUUGCUAGCAGACUCUGAAGUUCCCGACGGCGGGUACGGCUGGGUUCUUAUCUUCGCCUGCGCAGUUGUGACAUGGUGGUUCGUCGGCGCAUCCUACACAUGGGGUGUGAUGCAAGCAGCUCUCGUGGAAAAAAGAGGAUAUUCUUCCUCGACACUGGCAUUCGUCGGAUCUUUGUGUCCUGCUUGUAUCUCGCUUCUGGCCGUUCCUAACGCAACGGUAAUUCGCAAGAUUGGAGCGCGGAUUACCGCUUUAUUGGGAAUUUUCUUGCUUGGAUUGGGGAGUAUCUUGUCUGGGUUCACGACACACAGUAUUGUGGGACUCUUUAUGACUUGGGGAUUUGUUGGAGGACUUGGGACCAGUCUAUGCUUUAUGGUUGUGUCUGUUACGCCGGCGCAGUAUUUCAAGACUAAGCGCGGAAUUGCCAAUGGUAUUGUUUAUGCUGGAGGUGGACUUGGUGGCACAGUUCUCAGUUUUAUUCUGAAUGCCCUACUUGAUAAUGUUGGCAUUGCCUGGACAUUUCGAAUCCUCGGCUUCAUGAUCAUUAUAACCGGGCUACCAGCUGCGUACCUGAUCAAAGAACGGGCACCGAUUCGACCGGCGAAGAUGAUUGAAUGGAGUCUAUUCCGUGAUACUCGCUUCACUAUCCUCUGGCUGACAGGUGCUAUUGGCACAUUUCCACUCUUCGUGCCAGCAUUCUUCUUGCCACUUUACACCAACUCUCUCAAUCUCCCAUCCAGUGCUGGAGCCGGUCUCGUUGCAGCCUUUAACUUCUCAUCGGCCAUCGGACGACUCACAUGUGGCUUUGCGUGUGACAAAUUCGGAUCACUGAAUACUUUAUUCAUAUCCCUCUUAAUGAGUGCACUGAGUCUGUUCGUUUUAUGGCCUAUCUCGAGCUCAAUUGGUCCGCUGAUUGCAUUCGUGGUAAUCAAUGGAGCUGCGAAUGGUGGAUUCUUCUCUACUAUGCCCACUGUCGUUGGAAAUGUUUUUGGAUCGGCAAGGGUAUCUGUUGCGGUUGGAAUGAUUGUGAGUGGAUGGCUUGGAGGAUAUCUUCUGGGUGCACCUAUUGCUGGUUAUAUCCUGAAUGCCUCUGGAGGUGAAUCGAGCGGAGUGGGCGCAUACAGACCCGCAAUCUUCUAUGCAGGCUCUAUGGCAACGGCAGCUACUAUUUUGGCUGGUAUUCUGAGAAUCAAGGUCGAUCGCUCACUCAAAAAGACAGUCUGA